Messenger RNA from Selaginella moellendorffii, 600 nucleotides. Its product is annotated as serine/threonine-protein kinase dst4-like. The coding region runs from base 1 to 600 and encodes 199 amino acids. The record is from RefSeq and is a predicted model, not a curated record. NCBI's taxonomy places the organism in Eukaryota, Viridiplantae, Streptophyta, Lycopodiopsida, Selaginellales, Selaginellaceae. The transcript has a single exon. Gene Ontology annotation, molecular function: protein kinase activity; ATP binding. Gene Ontology annotation, biological process: protein phosphorylation.
AUGAGUGUUCAUUUCGGGGAAAUGCUCGGUAUAGGAAACUUUGGUGUUGUUCGUAAAGGAACGUGGCAUCAAAGGCUAGUUGCAGUCAAGGAGUUUGAUCAUCUACCACCAGAACUGCGCGCACUAUCAAGUAUACAGGCUGCUCCUCACAUUGUUCAAACCAUCGGCUACUACAAGAAGGUUGACGAAAGCUGUACCCACUUGGUCAUGGAGGUAAUGAGGAUGGAUCUAAAAGAGUAUGCAAGCAAGAACAAAGGGCUCACGCACUUGCAACUGGUUGAGAUGCUGCUCCAGAUUACCAAGGGCCUCGAGUUCCUGCAUGGAAAUGACAUUGUGCAUAGAGACCUCAAGCCAGAAAACGUUCUAAUCGAUUUCACUGAUGCGGACGAAGAGCAGCUUGUCCUGAAACUCGCCAAUUUCGGUACUGCAUGCAUCAACUUCAAUACUGAACUUUCACAUACAGCUCCAGUAGGGAUGAGUAUUUUCAUGGCCCCCGAGCUGUGGAGUGAAGAAAGUAGAAGAAAGGGUGAGAGCGUGUACUCAAGAUCAGUGGACCUUUACAGCCUUAGAAAGAUAUUCUCCCAGUUGGUCUUGUCGUAG